Peronospora farinosa is the source of this 972-nucleotide messenger RNA. Lineage: Eukaryota; Oomycota; Peronosporomycetes; Peronosporales; Peronosporaceae. The record is from the annotation of a GenBank genome assembly.
AUGCGUGGGAUGACAUUCCAGGAAGAAAAUGGUGCUAGAAGCUUUCAAAUGAUGCCAGGGACGGAUAAACGGACACAUUUGACGAGUUGCAGAAUAUCCAAGACACAAGAAGAUAUUAUCCCAGUCUCUCAGAUCUCAGCAGCACAAUUUGCAGCAAGUACAGGUGGUUUAGCAAUGGAUACAGCACUUUUAGCACGUGUAAGUGGCACAGACCCAUCGCUCGUGGGCUCAGAAGAGAUUAAACAGAUUAUGCGGACCCCGGAUUUAUUGUCAAUCUAUCAAAAAUUACAAGAAGAAGAUGAUCGAAGACAAAGAAGAUUGGAACGAAAUCGAGCCUCAGCUAGAGUACGACGUGAAAAGAAAAAGGGAAUGGUCGAGACGUAUGAAGGAGAAGUAUCAAAGCUUGAAAGCUCAUUGAAUAUGCUCAAGAAUCAUGAAUUUGGUACUGGUCAUGGAGAAGAAUUAGCAGCGGCUUUGGAAAACAGCUCGGGGGAACAUCUUCGUCAUGCACUCAUGUCGAAGGAUGCUAAGAUGGAAUUAAUGGCACGUAUUCUCGGUCAGCACUCGCGAAAUACGGAUGCAAUUCGUCGUGCUAAUGCUGAAAACCAAGCAUUGAUUGCAGUGGCAUCGGACAACGCUACGUUGUUCCUGUCUCUGAGAACGCAACUUGGUCUUACGGAUGAUCAAUGUCAGCGGAUUGCAAGCUUCGCCGUUUCCGCGAGCGAAGAAGCGCGCAAGCUUGACGCAAUUCGAAAGUGUUUUUCUGCACUGCGCGCACACGACUGGCUUUAUGUCCCGGGCAUUGAGACGAUCCUGCAUCAAUCACGGAACGCGAUGAGUACGCACCAAUUCCAAAAGUUUUUAUCUUGGUCCAUGGAGAACCGGCCAUCGAUUGAUCAAUUACAGUUCGUACCUACGUCUUCUGUCCCAGAGUCCGAGAAGGACCUGACCUUUAUCUUCUCAGAAGACUAG